Molecule: messenger RNA, 1497 nt
Organism: Prorocentrum cordatum
Lineage: Eukaryota; Dinophyceae; Prorocentrales; Prorocentraceae
Source: the annotation of a GenBank genome assembly
GACGCCUUCGGCUUCAAGGAGCAGAAAUACGAGGAGACCCGGGCGCGCUUCGAGCUGCAGGGCGACGUGCUCGUGAGCAGGGCCAACUCCAGGCGCUUCCACGUCGGCCCCUUCGAAGUCCUGUCGCUGGAGGACCUGCGGCGCCGCCUGGCGCCGCCGGACGGGGCCGAGGCCACGGCCGACGCGGCACCGGCACGCCCUGGCGGCGGCCUGGUCUUCAGCAACGUCGUGGGGGACGCUCGGGAGCUGCACGCCAAUCCCGACAACGCCAGCGCCGUGUUCCAGGUGGCCUCGCAGUUCAACUGCCUCGAGAUGAACGAGCCCGGGGCGCGCCCCGAGGACGGCGUCACGCGGUACAGUUCCGACGCCACGCAGGGGCCAGCGUGCGCCCUCGCUUGUCCGGGCGCGACGGUGUUCCGGAACUACUUCGUCAACGGCAGGGGCCAGGGCGGCAAGAACCAGCUGGACUGCCUGUCCCGAAGGGAGGGCUACUGGCGGAUGGCGAACGGCUACUGCCUGCCCGCCAAGCCCGGCAGCAUCGCCCGGGUGAGCAGGGCCGUGGAGGCGGACGCUGCGCUGGCCGAGGCCGUGCGCCGCCGCACGCAGGUUGGCAUCCACUGGGACACGGAGGUACGUGGAGGCAGGCACCGCGUGAGCCAGGUGUUCUGUUCUGCGCUGCCCGUGGCGUACGGCAAGAGCACCCCGUCCAAGGACUGGCAGCCCUUCGCGCAGUGCGUGCUCGACGCGGCGUUCGACGCCACCCUCGCCGCCGGCGCCGUCCUGGCCGCCCGCCGCGGCGCGCGCGUGAAGGUCUACCUCACGCCCGUCGGCGGCGGCGCGUUCGGGAACCGCUCGCAGUGGAUCUGCGACGCGCUGCGGAGGGCGCUGCAGAGCCACGCCGCACAGCCCCUGGACGUCAUGCUGGUCAGCUUCGCCACGCUGCCGCGGGGCCCCUACGUGGCGCUGGAGCGGGGCUGGGCCGCCUCCGGGCCGGCGCCCGGCCGGCAGCCGAGCGCCUCGCCGGCGGCCGCCGAGCGGCCUGCAGCGCCGCGCCCGAGGCGCGCGGCGGCGGGCGCGGCCGCGCCGGCGACGCGCCGCGGCGGCGGCCCGCUGGCCGAGGAGCUGGUGGCGGCGAUCGCGGCGCUCGACGCCGGCGGACACGGGCUCGUCGACGAGCGGGAGCUGGCGGCGGUGCUCGGCGGCGUGGAUCCGGAGCGGUUCCCGCCCGAGAGGGCGCGGGAGCUGUUCCAGGCGGCGGACGCCGACCACGACGGGUUCGUAAGCUGCGCGGAGUUCGCGGCGUGGGUCUGCGGCGAGGGCUCCGGGGUGGCUGGCGCCACGCUCGGCCGCCAGCCCGCGGGGCCAAGCGGCAGUCAGCCCGAGGAGGGACGACGUCGGGGUGGUGUGGUGUAUAAUUAGUUGUUUCCCCGUUUCCCUGGGGAGAUGACGAUAGUGUAUACACCAGGACCCGCUUUCCUGUGCGAGUUUCAGUGCAGG